CUUCCCCAGCAGACCGACCAGCGCCAAAAGGGCGCCAUGGCUGCCGCCGAAGCGCUGCCGUCGCUGCCGGGGGGCAAAGUGCACUUCAAGGCCUCCACAGAGUGGCAGGAGGUGUUCUCCCACCACGUGCUGCCGAAUGGUUUGGAGGUGCGCUUUGACCUCUCGGCCGGCCGGAACUUCGCGCGGCUGCCGGCGGGGGUGAAGGUCUUGGGCCACGACUUCUCGGACCAGGCGGCGGUGCAGAAGCUGCUCUGCGAGGCGGCCACCUGGGGGCAGCAGGACCGCCUGGAGAAGACGCUGACGAGCUGCUUCUUCCGGCCGGAGGAUCUGGGCCAGCCGCUGGCGGAGGCGGCCAGCCGGGGGCACCUGGAGGUCUGCAAGGCGCUGCUGGCGGCGCGGGCGGACCCCUUGACCAAAGGGCCCAAGGGGGUGACGCCGCUGCACCGCACCGCCAUGGAGGGCCACGAGGAGGUGGCCGCUCUGCUGCUGCAGCGGUGCAAGGACCUGGGCCACGAGGCCUUGACGGUGCAGGACGACCUGGGGCGGACCUGCCUGGAUGCGGCAGAGGAGCAGGACCUGCACGCCAUGGCCCGGCGCCUCCGGAAGUCCUUCGCCUGAGCUUCCAACGGCUUCUGCGAGGUUUUGAGCGCGCCUGGGUCCGCGCGCGCGCGCGUACGCACGCCGCUGCGGAGAAGUGACGCAUGUA
This is a messenger RNA of Effrenium voratum, 706 nucleotides long. The record is from the annotation of a GenBank genome assembly. Lineage: Eukaryota; Dinophyceae; Suessiales; Symbiodiniaceae.